Messenger RNA from Hypoxylon sp. CI-4A, 974 nucleotides. The record is from the annotation of a GenBank genome assembly. Lineage: Eukaryota; Fungi; Ascomycota; Sordariomycetes; Xylariales; Hypoxylaceae.
UCACGGCCGUUUCUUAUUACUUGUCUUCGGGACUCUCUGCCUGAAGGUUCGGUUGUUUAUAGAAAAGUGGCCGGAAUUGUUGUCUAACAAGGAAAGAGACCGGUUGUUCAGUUUGAGGACGGGUCGCCGGAUGAGGUUGCGUGAUUUGGUGGUUGGUGCGGAUGGGAUUCGCAGCACUGUUCGGCGGGGGUUGUUUGGUGGGUAUGAGAGGUAUAUACCUCAGUAUGCUGGCAACUGCGCCGUUGGCGGCGUUCUCGAAGUUCCCCUGCCGCAACACCUCCUCGCUGACCCGAGCAUGCUCUUCUAUAUGGGCUCCACAGGGGUCUUUGGCUACACCGGCCUCACCCAGUCAGAUAAUAAUAAGCUUCUCUGGUGGUCCGUCUACGACACGGAUCUUCCCGGUAAGGGUGAUUCUUUAGACCAUAACUUGAUUCUUCGACAGCUGCGUAAUCGCCACGGAGAUUGGACAGACCCGUUUAUCCGUCAAUGCCUAGAGAAAGCCAGCCUCGAUAACAUAUACCCCAUCUUCGUCAUGCCCGUCUUUCCGUACUGAGGCCGUGACGGCUGCGUGCUCAUCGGCGAUGCAACGCAUGCCUUGCCCCCGAGAAGCGGACAAGGAGCCAGCCAGGCCUUUGAGGAUGGAGAGGCGUUGGGUCGACUGCUUGCUGAUUAUCUAGAAAGUGGGAAAGGUUCAGAUGAAGCUAUCUCACGAUCGAUACUAGGUCUAUUCGAGGUUCGCGCGAAGAGGGUUGGUGAUAUUCAGGCGGACGCGAUGCGCUGGAAGGACCCAAAGAUACCCAUGUCGUGGCUAAAGACGUGCGGUCUUUACGUUGCCUUGUUUUCAUUGGUUAGAGUGAAGAAUUUUAUCAACUGCUUCGGCUCUAAAGAGGCUUGGAGUGUGGAGGAUGCGGUGAGUACGUAUCUGGCUGGUUAGUUGGCUGUACCGUUUACGCUCAGAGACAUAUCGACACGGC